Molecule: messenger RNA, 1528 nt
Organism: Trifolium pratense (red clover)
Lineage: Eukaryota; Viridiplantae; Streptophyta; Magnoliopsida; Fabales; Fabaceae
Product: protein trichome birefringence-like 38
Exons: 5
Coding region: 44-1099 (351 amino acids)
Cellular component (GO): Golgi apparatus
Molecular function (GO): O-acetyltransferase activity
Source: RefSeq, a predicted model, not a curated record
AUUGAGAAACACCUCAUACGGAGAGAAAAAGAGAGAGUGAAAGAUGGGUUUUGAAAUGAGAGUAUAUGGUUGGAUUGCAAUGACCAUUUUGGUAAUUUUUCUCUAUCCAUGUCUCUGUUUGGAUAAAACAAAUAGAAGGAGUUGCAAUAUAUAUGAAGGGAGUUGGGUUUAUGAUGAAUCAUAUCCUCUUUAUGAUUCUUUAAAAUGUCCUCAUAUUCGUGGGGAGUUCAAUUGCUUGAAAUAUGGUCGUGUUGAUAAACAAUACCUCAAAUAUAGAUGGCAACCAAGCAAUUGCAACUUACCGAGAUUUGAUGGAAAGAGUUUCUUGAAAAAAUUCAAGGGAAAACAGAUCAUGUUUAUAGGAGAUUCAUUGAGUCUCAACCAAUGGCAAUCAUUAAUAUGCUUGCUACAUUCUGCUGUACCACAAGCUACAAUAAUACAACAAGGUGGUAAUCAUCCUAUCAAAAACUACACAUUCCAGGACUAUGGAGUUUCAAUUAUUCUCUUCCAUUCUAAUUUUUUGGUUGAUAUUGAAGUGAAAAAAAUUGGACGAGUAUUGAAACUUGAUUCCAUUAAGCAUGGAAAUUUAUGGAAAAAUAUGGAUGUUUUGAUUUUCAACACUUGGCUUUGGUGGUACCGCAAACAAUUAUCCGAUUAUAUUCAAAUAGGCAACAAAAUAGUAAAAGACAUGGAUCGUACGAAAGCUUACAAAAUCGGUUUGACAACUUGGGCUAAUUGGGUUAACACAGAGGUUGAUACAAACAGAACCAAAGUUCUUUUCCAAGGAAUUUCACCUAUGCAUUACAAUGGGACACAAUGGCAAAAACCAGGAGUGACAAACUGUGCAAAAGAGACAACACCAAUAAAUAGACCAUCAUCGUCACUUAGAUUGCCACCAGCAUCAUAUGUAUUGCAAAGUAUGUUACAAAAAGUAAUAAAACCUAAUCAACUUUUCAACAUUACAGCUCUUUCAGAAUUAAGAAAAGAUGGACAUCCUAGUUUUCAUAAUAUCUUCCAUGGCAUAGAUUGUACUCAUUGGUGUGUAGGUGGAGUUCCAGAUACUUGGAAUGAGCUUUUAUAUGCAUCAAUCAAGAAUUAGAAUUAAGUGAUUACAAUAAGAAUAGAAUCAACAAGGUACAACUGCAACAGAAACAUCCGCCGCCCGCCUUCGACCCUAGUUUAUUCUUUUUCUUCAUCCACUAAGGAGAGGUGGCUUUAGCGUCAAUUUUUGACCUAAAAUCACCCCUCUAAAUAGUUUUUCCAUUUUUUAUUUUUAUUUAAAUAAGUGAUUUUCACAUAUAUUUAAUUUUUAUCUCUUUAUGAUUUCGUCGUCUCAAUGCGAUGUUGUGUUGGUUGUCGACUUGUUGUGGCAUUAUUUUGUAAUGAGCGGUUUGUUUAGUUCCGAUUGACGGAUUAAACUCGACUCAGUACAUUUCAGUCAAUGACUUUGAAUUGCACAAUUUGUUAUGUUGUUCCUCCGAUUGAGAUAUGAUCAAAUAAAAUAUAAAAUGUUGAUGCCUUCCUCCAA